Magallana angulata is the source of this 3189-nucleotide messenger RNA. Its product is annotated as protein SSUH2 homolog. Bases 163 to 1599 code for a protein of 478 amino acids. The record is from RefSeq and is a predicted model, not a curated record. Lineage: Eukaryota; Metazoa; Mollusca; Bivalvia; Ostreida; Ostreidae. The transcript is spliced from 13 exons.
AAGAAUUUAACUGGUUCUACUAUCGAUGGAAUAGCGAGACGCUAGCGGCCGCGAACCAGACUAUUUGACCCAAUUUCAGGUGAACUUUUGCCCAGCGAACAAGACCUGUCAGUUUACAAACAGUGGAUGCAAAUCUAGGCCGUUUAGUGGGAGGAUACUAAGAUGAGUGGUCAAGGAGGAUAUGCACCUGUCCCAGGAGCAGGGGGUUACCAACCCCAAGGAGGAGGGUACCCCCCUAAGGGACCCUACCCACCACAGGGUGCCUACCCCCCACAAGGUGCCUACCCCCCUCAAGGAGGGUAUCAAGGGGGUCCACCUCCAGCCGGGGGUUACCCUGGGGCAGGACAGCCACCACCAUCCGGGGGAUACCCAGGGGCACCACCAGGUGGCUCCUAUCAAGGUGGAGGACCUCCACCUGCGGGGGCAUACCCACCGCAAGGAGGAGCUCCCCCUCUGGCGGGGUCAGUGCCCAAGUACUCAGGAGAGAUGCCCAACGAGGACGUGAUGGACGACCCAAGCAGUCAGGAGGCCCAGCCCACUGCCCCACCCAUGGAGAAAAUGGACAACAUCGGCGGAUACAGCAAUGUUGGAUUUAAUGCCAAUGUUUUACCACCCCCCUCCUAUGAGGAUGUGACCAAAGAACAGCCCCCUACGGAAAGACAGGCCAUACAAAACGUCCCGACAAUCACGGAACAGGACGCCCGGGAAUCCCUCCUGAACUUCGUGUCACAACAUUGCUGCUACGGGAAAGGAGCUGCCGAGGAUCUCAAGUUCCUGGAUCUCAAAUCCACCAGCGCAUUUCAUUACACUCUGGAGACGUAUGGAGAGGGCAGGUCUACAUGCUGGGCCUACGAACCAUACACAGGUCAGAUGAUUGAUGGCCCACAGAAUGGCACAGCCCCUGGACCCUGGGACAUCCAGGCCUCACCCCCCUCCCUGUUCCAGGACUACAACCAGAGCUUCGAGGUGCCCCACACCGCUUCUGUCAAGCCAUGUCAUGACUGUUUUGCUUCGGGAUAUGUCAGGUGCCACAGAUGUUUUGGGCGGGGCAGGGUCAGAUGUAGUAGUUGCCAUGGAAGUGGUCAUACCACUCGUUACCAUGACGGCGAACACCGACGUGAACGAUGUCACUGGUGCCAUGGUGACGGACGAAGAGAGUGUUACACAUGUCAUGGCCAUGGUAUGGUGGUGUGUAAAACAUGUGCUGGACAUAGAAACCUGAAGUGCUACAUCAAACUAACAGUUACCUGGAAAAACCACGUCAACGAUCACAUCGUGGAGCGGACACCUCUGCCGGACCAUCUCAUCCGGAACGUGUCCGGACAGAUUGCAUUCGAAGAGAGCAACCAGAGGGUUUGGCCAAUCAAUCAUUUUCAUGAGAGAGAAAUCAAUGAGGCAUCUGUGCGUCUGAUCCAGAAUCACCAAUUUCCCACAGAGCGCAUCCUCAUGCAGAGACACAAAGUUCGGAUUGUUCCCGUCACUCAGUGUUUGUACAAGUGGAAGAACACAGAGUCGGACUUCUACGUAUACGGAUUCGAGCACCAUUGCUACGCUCCCAACUAUCCCCAGACAUGUUGCUGUGGAUGUAAUAUUCUUUAAACUGACUCUGUUUGUGGUAUUCUGCAAACCGCCCGCGUAUGAACCAGUGACAUUUUUUAAUGUGCCCCUGUGGUAUUUUGUAAACUGCCCCUGUAUUUUGUAUUCUAUAGACCGCCCCUUGUGUAAAGUAUUGUGUAUAAAACUGCCUCUGUAAAAUACACUGUGUAACUGGAUUAACAGGGUAAAAACUGUUACAGCUUAAGAUUACAAAACAAAACAUGAAGCAAUUCUUAUGGAUUGAGUAUUAUGUAAAUACAUGCCUCCGUGUAGCAUCCUUGCAAGAAAAAAAACCAAUAGGAGUUGAAAAACCAAAACAUUGAGCCAUUCUUAUGUGUUAUUAUAAAGAUGGACUCGUUUUUCCUUUUUGCAUUUGGAUUUUUUUUCUAUUUACAGUGUAUGUAUUAAUUUGUUAGAAGAUUCAUUGCUUUCUUAUUUGAUAAUGUGUUGUUUUUGUCUGGUUGUAUCUUGCCAUUUCAAAGUUGAAACAAGUUGUAACAUCCCAAAAGAGCUGAUUUUGUGUAUAUAUGGGUGGAAGGGGGAGGGGGUCAUUUAUCACAGUAAGCUCUAGCUUUUGCUUUGGUCUUAGAGACGUCAUGUACUACUAUGUAAUUAUCAUAUCAGCAUGAAGCCUAUUUUAAGCAUUUGAACAUGUUUGAAUGUUGUAUAAGGGACGUACUUUCCCUGUUGAUGUAGUACAUGUAGGUACAGGAAUACAAUUGUGCCUAUGAAUUUUAAGUAAAAAUUUAUUUUACAAUCUAUUUACUUUUACUUGCAUUUAUUAUUCUUUAAUCCAGUUAAAACGCAAUAAAAUAUAUCUUUUAAAUUUAGCAUUUUACCUUUUUUUUUGAAAAAAAAUCUAGACAUAUUAGAAAAUAGUCGAAGUUGAACCCACCUAUAACAUUAACUACAGUUUUCUUUACCAUUUUUGCGAUCAAAACACAUAUUUUGAAAAUGAAUGAAGAGGACAGGAUUGUCAUGGUUUUAAGACCAAUAUAUUGACCUCCGGUCCCUAAUAUGGAAAUGUACAAAAAUAUUCCAAGUUUAAUCUAAAUUUAACAUGUUAAAGAACUUUACUUAUUACAAGUAUAUUGCAAAAUAAAAGUUAAGAUCACUUCUGGAAAUUUAAGAGAGAUCUGAUGAUUAAAUAAUUGCCCAUACAGCAUCCGUAAUUUUGUUAAUCAAGGUACAUGUAUAUGGAUCCGUCAAAAAUCAAUGACUUCCAAUAUUUUUUUCAUAGAAUUUAAAUAGAUUUAAAGUGAACAGUUCAAAUUUAUGAUCGUGGAAUAACAUAAGUUGAAUAAAACUUACCAGCUCUAUAAAGUGAGCUUUAUUUUGUUAACAUGCAUGCAUUAAAUAUUCUACAAUACAGCUAAUUUACAUGAAACACUUGUGUAUAUGAUACUAAAUUUAAAAAUGUGAAAUCAAACAUGUUUUUUAAGCACAAUAAUAUGUACACAAUCCCAGUUUAUAUAUUUAAUAAAUAAACAACAAUGUUUAAAAGUUCACCGGGAUGAACUUGGUCGGUCACGUGAUCAAAUCCUGUGAAGCCUGAAGGGCUUCUUAGCCGAUUUUAUCAUGUACCAACCAAGU